Spea bombifrons (plains spadefoot toad) is the source of this 2730-nucleotide messenger RNA. RefSeq names its product growth arrest specific 2 like 3 (gene GAS2L3). Gene Ontology annotation, biological process: actin crosslink formation. Gene Ontology annotation, cellular component: actin filament. Gene Ontology annotation, molecular function: cytoskeletal adaptor activity; microtubule binding; actin filament binding. Bases 215 to 2302 code for a protein of 695 amino acids. The transcript has 10 exons. The record is from RefSeq and is a predicted model, not a curated record. NCBI's taxonomy places the organism in Eukaryota, Metazoa, Chordata, Amphibia, Anura, Pelobatidae.
GCAGUUCGCAGGGAAAGCACGGGAUGAAUGGGAUGGUGUAUUCUACUUAUCGUCACAGCGCCCAAGAGUAAGGCAGAGUGAGUUCCUAGCCUGACUUGCAGCCGGCUGUCCUUGCUGAAGAACAUGCCGAGCCGAGCUUAGUGCAGCCCUAGGAGUGACUUGGGAGGACCCCACUGCUUUACCUAGAGGAUACUCAUUUUUUGUUCCUUGAAAAAUGCAUCACGCAGUUAAGGUGUGGUUUGGAGAUGAUCUCCCAUUAAGUUCAAGAAGCCCGCUUACGCCAAGACACGGGCCAGGUCUUGCUGAUGUUUCCCAGUAUGAUCAAUGGUUGUCUGUGCGCCAUGAAGCCACUUUGAUACCUAUGCAGGAAGACCUUGCAAUCUGGCUAACUGGCUUGAUAGGAGUAGAAGUUAAAGGUGAACGUUUUAUGAAGGAUCUUGACAAUGGUGUGCUGCUCUGUCAGCUGACCCAUGUCGUCCAAAACACAAUGAGACAGUGCUGCACAGCAGAGGAACUAAAGGGUUUUCCAAUGAGGCGGGUUCCUUGUAGAAAAGACGCUCCUUCAGGGUCUUUCUUUGCCCGUGACAAUACAGCAAACUUUCUACGCUGGUGCAGGAACAUUGGGGUGGAUCAUGCGUACCUUUUUGAAUCUGAAGGUUUAGUUUUACAUAAAGAUCCCAGACAGGUGUGCCUGUGUCUUCUAGAUGUUGGCCGGAUAGUAUCCAGGUAUGGCGUUGAGCCUCCAGUGCUGGUAAAAUUAGAAAAAGAAAUUGAACUGGAAGAAACCUUAAUAAUGGAGUCUGGACCUUUAACCCCUGUAGAUAUCCCGAAAUCGUGUUGUCACCGUGAGCUCCAUGAGGCUGUGAAACACAUUGCAGAAGACCUGCCCUGUAACUGCUCAAAUAGAUUCUCAAUAGAGUAUUUAUCUGAAGGUCGAUAUCGGUUGGGUGAUAAAAUUCUUUUCAUAAGGAUGUUGCAUGGAAAACAUGUUAUGGUCCGUGUUGGUGGAGGUUGGGAUACUCUUCAAGGUUUCUUACUGAAAUUUGACCCUUGCCGAGUUUUGCAGUUUACAACCCUAGAGCAAAAAAUUUUACAAUUCCAGAAAGGAGGACAAAGUGAAAAUAUGCCCUUGCCAUCCAGCCGAACUCCACAGCCACCUGUGAUGAACCCUUUAUCGGCAAUCAGCGCUUCUGGAAAGCCAAACUCCAGACCUGCUACUCCAAUAAUCUCUUCUAAUAGUAGCCACAGAAGCAGACCAUCACCUGCUUUGCUGCCUCAAAGGGGAAUGAAACAGACCGCAACCCCAACUACAGUGAUGCAUUCUAAAGGCCAAACUACUCCGAGAAAAGGUUCUCCAUUGUUUGUGGAGCCUCAAAGAAAGGUUGCAAAAAAGUCAAGUUCUCCAACGCAAACGGGCAAUUCCUCGCCUGAGAGCAAAAUUUCACAAAAUAAUCACUCUGCUAAAAACUCCAGCACAUCUAGUCAAUCUAGAACUGAAGUUUCUGUUCCUGGGAAGAAAAAUAUAGUGUCACAAUAUUCUUCAGCAAACUUGUUACAGCGUAAAGUUACAGCUAUGCAGGUUCAGCCCCCUAAAACAUCCUCCACACAAGUGACACAUCACAAACCACAGCCAAAAAAUGGCUCUGGUUCUCAACUGCAAUUAAAAGGAACUACAAACUCACAGAAGCCAAAUACUACUACACAUACUAAAACUGGCCAUUUAAGUGCCAAAAGAAAAGAAAAUGAACCAAAUUCAAAAUAUCAAACCAGAACUCAAACUUCUCCAGCAGCUUCACAGUCCUCUAAAGACCUGAAAACAAAUAAGAAAUCCGAGAUGCCCAACACCAAGUUAAUGGAUAGGAAGCCAUUUGUCGUAUCUUCCAGGUUGCCUACAAAAAUGCCAACAUUCCCUUAUACUUCUCAAUCUGCAAAGAACUUGCCACCUCCUCGACCAAACAACUCAUCUAAGAGUAAUGUUAAAGAUGUUCAAAAUGGGAAAAGUGACCUGAAAAAGGUGGCAGCUGAUAAAACGACUGUUUCUGGACGUACUCCUUUGGCAGUGGUCAGGGUUCCUCAGUCUGCAAUUAAAACACAGGCUAAGCCAAGGGCAAAGCAACCCACAAAAUCACAGCCUUUUGGAGGCAGGGAGCUAAAAAAUGACAAUGCACAGGCCAAUGAAGCUUCUAAGACUAUGGUUUUAAAGACCAAAUUGGCAUCCAAUAAGGCGCCUCUUGGUUUCACAAAAGAAAAAGUCUCCAAAGUGAAAAAGCAAGAUCAACCUGCGAAGGGUAAAGAAAAGUAGUGAAGGUAUUGAAAACAAAAACUGUACAGAUCAAACACUCCAUUUUGCAAAUGGGACACUACUACUACACAAGUCUGUGUUUGGUGACUGAAAAGUGGUGGCUGUCCUGCUGCUGCCUAAUUUUAACUCUUGAUGUGCUCUUAUAGUAUCUGGGAGCAGACGUUAGGGGUGCUUCCCAGGGAAGUGCAAUAGCUUUUAUACGUUCAUAAGAAGGUUAUGCUCACCUGUUUUUUUUUUUUAUUUGUAUAUUGGUUCCUAUUUGAUCUUAUUGGAGAUUGGCUGGGAUUUUUCCGCUUAAACCAAGCUGCUAAGCAGGCAGUCAUGUUUUUACACGCAUGCCAUUUUGCAACUUUUAAACUGGAACACUACCCAAAGAUUUUUGUGUAUUGGAAAUAUUGAACAAACCUUAUUUUUAACCAAAUAGAUCA